AUGUGUGAAGAACAAGCGUUUCCCUUUGAAGACCUACCCAAGGACAUCCGUCGAAUGAUCUAUGACUGUCUUCCGGAACGCAAGCACCGAUCACUGCUUGGCCCAAAGUCUGGCUUGUAUUAUGAGGUCCAGAGCGCGCCCGUUGCUCUUCUCUGCGUCAACAAAAACUUCAACCAAGAAGUCAGUGCCUGCUUGCACGGACAUGAUUACGCGCAUCCGAUCGUGAUAUUUUGCCAUGCUGACGGAUACCACAUCGAUGGUCUGAAGUACGUGAACCUGUUAGUCAGUCUUGUUGAGUUGGGUCGCAAAUACGACAAGCAUCACUUUCGAACAAACGUCAACAGCACUGGUCCAUCGCAUGCCAACAUGUUCGAUCGUUGGACGCUUAAGAUACCAAUGAUGAAUCUCGACAGAGAUCUACGUCGCUUGCGUUCCUUUCACGGCCUAAAUAUACGGGAAUUCCACAGUCAAGCUCUUGAGAGCUUUUACAAGAGUUCCCUGAUCAAAUAUCGUCGCCACAGUACAUGCGAGUUCAUUGUUCGCUGGCUUCCGAAGUAUCGUACCAUGAUCGGUGUUAGUGCUUGCAAAAGAAAGCGUCUCCAAGAAUAUUUGGAAUCAAUGGUGGCGUGGAAUUCAGACUUUCACCAUCUGCGCUUUCUGAUUUUGCACCCUCGAUCGUCGUCAUUGCAGAUAGUACUCCCAGAGAAGUGGGUAUGGGAUGUCGAACGCCCCACAGAUGAAGAGAAGGCUCUACUGUGUCCAUAA
Messenger RNA from Boeremia exigua, 765 nucleotides. RefSeq lists its product as uncharacterized. The coding region runs from base 1 to 765 and encodes 254 amino acids. NCBI's taxonomy places the organism in Eukaryota, Fungi, Ascomycota, Dothideomycetes, Pleosporales, Didymellaceae. The record is from RefSeq and is a predicted model, not a curated record. The transcript has a single exon.